CAUCAUUAAACAACAAAAGCAAUAAAGAUAAAGAAGAAAUAAAAUCACAUAAAUAAAAAAGCAUUUCUCGAGACAAUUAACACUUACCAACAUCAAGAAAUUUGAUCAAAGAUGGGGAAGACAGGCACAAGAUUGCCAAGCUUCUGCCUGAACAGGAUUAAGCCUCAUGCUAGGGUUCGUUCACCACCUGUACACCAACAAUCCAAGCCUAACAAUGCAAAUUCUGCUGCUAAAAAUGAUGAACAGAAGAGCAAGGAAAUUAAUAAUUCAGCAGCAUCAGAAAAUAAGUUGAGUACUGUUGUUGAAGAAGAGAAUAAUACUGAUAUUGGAGCGAUUAAGAGGAAAAUAAUGAUAGUUGUUGACUCAAGUUUUGAAGCUAAAGCUGCAUUACUUUGGGCUCUUUCUCAUACUGUUCAAACUAAUGAUCUUCUCAUUCUUCUUCAUGUUACCAACCCAUCUAGACAAGAAACAGCCACUGGUACUGAAGAGUCCACCAGCAAGGAGGCUCCUAGAGCUUAUGCACUUGUAAACUCAUUGAAGAGCAUGAGCCAGUUGAAAAGACCUGAGAUACAAAUUGAGACAACAGUGGUGGAAGGAAAGGAGAAAGGGGCAUUAAUAGUGGAAGAGGCCAAGAAACAAGGGGUGGCACUGUUGGUUCUUGGUCAAAGGAAGAGAUCAAUGACAUGGAGACUGAUAAUGAUGUGGGCAAGUAAUAAAGUGACAAGUGGCGCAGUUGAAUAUUGUAUUCAAAAUGCUGAUUGCAUGGCAAUUGCAAUUAGAAGGAAAAAUAAAAAACAUGGUGGCUAUUUAAUCACUACUAAACGUCAUAGAGAUUUCUGGCUUUUAGCUUAAUUGAUUAAAAAAAUUUAAUCAAUUUCACUUUUUCAAUUAUUUUUAUUGGACUUGUGGUGAUGUAUGAUUGUCCAUUUUUUUUCCUUUUUUAAUGUAAACAGUUUGCUUGUAAAUGAUAAAAGUGAAAAGGAAAUUGAGGAUGUGAAAUGGAAAAAAUAAUUAUUUUAUGUCAUAA
Mercurialis annua (annual mercury) is the source of this 1027-nucleotide messenger RNA. Its product is annotated as universal stress protein PHOS32. The record is from RefSeq and is a predicted model, not a curated record. NCBI's taxonomy places the organism in Eukaryota, Viridiplantae, Streptophyta, Magnoliopsida, Malpighiales, Euphorbiaceae. The coding region runs from base 112 to 852 and encodes 246 amino acids. The transcript has 3 exons.